AUGCAAAUUUUCCGCCAAGCAGCCGGGUAUUACCACAAAUGCAAGGUGCACUCGCGUAAUAAACGACAAACUGCACUGUUUUCUCCGAAUAACAAUCAAAACGGUGCAAAAGCAGCAGAAUCGCGCACAAUCUCGGACAAGGGAUUGCAGAACACAACAGUAGCAGAAGUUCUAAUGACAAAAGGAGAAGAAAAAGUUGGGUCUUGGCUUUGGUGUAAAACAGACGAAACUGUUUAUGAUGCCGUGAAGCGGAUGGCACAGUACAACAUAGGGUCAUUGGUGGUUUUGAAGCCGGGUGAACAACAGCACAUAGCAGGAAUUCUCACAGAACGAGACUACCUGAGGAAGAUGGUCCUACAAGAUAGGAUCUCUAAAUACACGAAGGUUGGGGAGAUCAUGACUGAACAGGAUAAGCUAAUAACAGUAACAUCAGAUACAAGCAUUCUGCGAGCAAUGCAGCUCAUGUCAGAGAAUAACAUAAGGCAUGUCCCAGUUAUAGACGGAAGGAUCGUGGGCAUGAUAUCCAUCGUGGAUGUGGUUCGAGCGGUAGUGGAGCAGCAACAAGGAGAAGUGGAGCAACUCAAAGAGUUUAUAUCAGGAGAUUAUUACUAG
This is a messenger RNA of Striga hermonthica, 612 nucleotides long. The record is from the annotation of a GenBank genome assembly. Lineage: Eukaryota; Viridiplantae; Streptophyta; Magnoliopsida; Lamiales; Orobanchaceae.